AUGGCAUUUGCUUCCUUAGCCUCAUCAUUGCGUCGUCGUGGAGAACACUGUCGAGAGAAUCUCAGCAAGAAGAAAUCAGGAUCUGACUGGACGCUUCCGAAACAGACCACAACCUUUACUGAUCCCGGUAGCUGGUCCAAUGUCGACUCUGACGUGACUCCUGUUGAGCAACGCACAUGGUCAACCUGGACAGUGCUGGGGUUUUGGUUCAGUGACGCGCUCAACGCUCAAGGCUGGGAGGGGGCUGCCUCGAUUAUUGCCGUGGGGCUGACAUGGAGAGAGGCGCUGUACUGUCUCAUCAUUGGCUAUUCCAUGGUCAUUAUCCCUCUCAUACUCAAUGGUGCUAUUGGUGCUCACCUCCAUGUCAAUUUUGCUGUGGCUUCGCGAGCGUCUUUUGGAUUUUACCUCUCACGGGGAGCGGUUGUUGUCCGUAUGAUUACAGCGCUAUUCUGGCACGCCAUCCAAACCUAUACCGGAUCAACAGCCAUGACUCAGAUCAUUCGUGCCAUCUGGCCUUCGUACUUGGAUAUCACAAACAAGCUUCCCGCAUCUGCAGGAAUCACCUCGCAGCAAAUGUGCUCCCACGUACUAUUCUGGAGUAUUCAGUUCCCUUUUCUUCUGAUUCCACCACACAAGCUGCGGUGGUUCUUUGUGUUCAAGACGGUCGUUGUGCUCGUGACCUCUGUGGCGAUGAUCAUCGCUCUAUGUGUCCAGGCGGGCGGUGCGGGUGAGAUUUGGACGCAAGAGGCUGCCAUUUCGGGGUCUGCCAAGAACUGGCUGAUCUUGUCAUCGAUGUCAAGUAUUACGGGGUCAUGGAUGACAAUGGGAACCAAUAUCCCAGACUUUACCCGCUACUUGAAGAAAUCCAGAGGUGUAUACUGGCAAGCACUCUUUAUGCCAUUCAUCGCAUCCUUGAUUGGCAUCUUCGGUAUCGUUGCAGCAAGUGCGGGUAAAGUGAUCUACGGCAGUUAUAUCUGGGACCCAGUUCAAAUGGCGGCCCAAUGGGAUGGACCAAGUGGUCGCUGUGGCGCCUUUUUCGUCGGUCUCUGCUGGGUCGUGGCACAGAUCGGAACGAACAUCUCGGCCAAUGUCAUUUCUUGCUCAAACGAUCUGACAACCCUCUUUCCCAAGUAUAUCAACCUUCGCCGGGGAGCUAUCAUCACAACGGUGAUUGGAGGCUGGGUCAUGGUACCUUGGAAGAUCAUUUCUUCGGCCGCCUCCCUAUUGACGUUCAUGGCCUCACUGGCCAUCUUCCUGGCACCGAUUUCCGCCAUCAUCGGAGCAGACUACUGGGUCGUCAAGAAACGGCAUAUUGACAUCCCGUCUCUGUAUCGACGCCGGGGCAUCUACCGAUACCAGGGAGGGAUCAACUGGCGUGCCGCUGUGGCCUUUUUGAUUUCCGUGAUCCCAAAUCUCCCCGGUAUGGUUCAUGCCGUCACGCCCAGUCUCUCCGUGGGCACGAUCGAGCAUCUCUACGACAUCAGCUUUCUGUGGGGAUUCAGCAGCGGCUUUGCUGUCUAUUGUGUGUUGAAUUACUUCUGGCCGGCGACCGAAACCCUCCUCGACGCGACCAUUUCGGAUGAAACCACCAUCGUGGACGGCGUGCCAGUGUACAAUAAUGGGCUGGCAAGACCGUCGGAUGAGAGGCUGGAGGAGGCAAAGUUUAUCUCGACCGCAAUCAGUAAAGUUUAG
Penicillium oxalicum is the source of this 1692-nucleotide messenger RNA. Its product is annotated as nucleobase cation symporter-1 family protein. The coding region runs from base 1 to 1692 and encodes 563 amino acids. Gene Ontology annotation, molecular function: nucleobase transmembrane transporter activity. Gene Ontology annotation, biological process: nucleobase transport; transmembrane transport. The record is from RefSeq and is a predicted model, not a curated record. The transcript is spliced from 5 exons. Gene Ontology annotation, cellular component: plasma membrane. NCBI's taxonomy places the organism in Eukaryota, Fungi, Ascomycota, Eurotiomycetes, Eurotiales, Aspergillaceae.